Messenger RNA from Penicillium soppii, 789 nucleotides. Its product is annotated as golgi SNAP receptor complex member 2 family protein. Gene Ontology annotation, molecular function: SNAP receptor activity; SNARE binding. Lineage: Eukaryota; Fungi; Ascomycota; Eurotiomycetes; Eurotiales; Aspergillaceae. Gene Ontology annotation, biological process: endoplasmic reticulum to Golgi vesicle-mediated transport; vesicle fusion. The annotation marks the transcript as partial. The record is from RefSeq and is a predicted model, not a curated record. Gene Ontology annotation, cellular component: endoplasmic reticulum membrane; late endosome membrane; Golgi apparatus. The transcript is spliced from 4 exons.
CUCCCGGUAUACAACCUUGUCCAGAAUUCAUUCUAUACCAACAUUCGCCGCAUUGACAAGAUGAACUCAUUAUUUAACUCUGCUCUGAAGCAGUCAUCGUCUAUUCGCCGAGACCUAGAUACCUUUGCACAGUCACCAAGCACCACCUCGCCUGCGUUACAAGGUGCGCUCCUUCAACUCUCUACAAGACAACGCAUUAACUCUGAACUGCAGGCCAGCUCGCCGCAUCUUUGGCAUCCCUGUCCCGCACACAACAAAAAGCCUUCGACCGAAUCAAGAACUUCCGCAAUGAGCUCGCAGACUACCGCACGCAAUUCGACCGACUCCGCAAAGAGCGCGAAGACGCACAAUCUACAACAAACCGCAACGAGCUCCUCGGCCGACGCCCCCACCACGCCGCAACCCCCGAGAACCCCUACGCUCAAUCUUCCCUCUCCCCAAAGCUCAGCCUUCGCCCCAACAUCCUCAGGCCUAGGCUUCGGUGCCGGUCCAUCAAACUACAACCGCGAAAGCCACGCGCUGCGCGAACAAUCCUUCAUGUCAAACACACACACCCAGCUAGACGACUUCCUGGACCGGGGCCGGGCGGUGCUCGCUGAUCUGGGUGAGCAGCGCGAGAUACUGAAAGGUACUCAGCGACGAUUGUAUAGUGUUGCGAACACGCUCGGCGUAAGCGGGGAUACGAUCCGGAUGGUGGAGCGGCGCGCGCGGCAGGAUAAGUGGAUUUUCUGGGGUGGAGUUAUUAUUUUCUUCUUGUUUUGUUGGGCUGUGUUGCACUUUUUGCGGUAA